Molecule: messenger RNA, 6473 nt
Organism: Clunio marinus
Lineage: Eukaryota; Metazoa; Arthropoda; Insecta; Diptera; Chironomidae
Source: the annotation of a GenBank genome assembly
ACACCUAAACCUCGAUAGUAUGAUGUAAACAAAAAAUUUUAAAAGCGCGAAACAUCAAUUUUAAUUUUAUCAAAUAUUUCAAAAUGUCUAAGAAUAAUUUAAAAUUAAAGUGUGUAAAUUGCAAAAGUUCCGAAUUCUACACUCAAGAUGGAUUGUAUUUCUGUGAAGAAUGCAAUGUACAACAUGAAAAUCUCGUUGAAAUGGAAUACGCCGAAUUCGAUGAAAAUUUGAAGACAAAACAAUCCAUUUACAUUGGUAAACAACGAGAAAAUGAACAAAAUAAGUUAAACAAUGAACGUCUAACAAGUUUUGAGGAAUAUAAUCUUAUUUUAAUUGGCCUUGUUGAUCAAAUUCUUGAGUUUAAAAGAAUUCCAAAUUUCAAAGUAACAUGUCUUCAACUUUGGAUGGCAUAUCUGCAACAAUCAGAAACAGCAUUUUUUGAUAAAGAUCAUAAGGUCGAACCAAAACUAUUCGCAUAUUACCGACAAUCAGAUGCAGAAAUUCUUUAUAACAGGAAACCAACCAAAAAAGUAAAGAAAAGAAAGCGUAAGAAGGAACCAAAAAAUGAUUCAAAUGACAAUGCUGAUGUUCACAGUAAAAAUAAACAAUUGCGAAAAAGUGAAAAGAUAAUUUCUCAAUCCCUUAGCGAAUCAAUGAAAUCGAGUAGUUUAAAUAGUUCUAUACUUGCAAACAUGUCAAUUCAAUCAAUAAUAUCAGAACAUGAGCAAGCAGAAAAUUACAUAAAAUUUUCGAAAAUUGCAGCACAGCCAAAACUAAGGAAGAAAAGUGAAUAUGUGCUAAACUUAAGAAAAAAAGUAAAGGAAGAAGAUGAUGACACUGAUAAAAGAGUUUUGUAUAGAGCUUUGAAUCGAAAUGACAGAUUGCAAAUACUCAAUGGCAACACGAUAUUGUGUAUCAUUUAUUGUGCACUAAACAUUUGUAGAUCUGACAUAACAUUGUCUGAUUUGAUAAGAUUCGUUCGCGAAGGCCAUUUAUCAUAUUAUAAUUUCCAUCCGUUUCUACCCGAAAAUUUAAUUGAACAUGGUGUUAAAUUAAGUUUCCAUCAAUUUCAAAGUUGUCAUAUCAUUUAUUAUGAGCAUAUUCGCGAUCACAUCAAGUAUUUUACAAGAAUCAUUCCUGAUUUACGUGAAUCGAUAAGAAUGCCUGAUAUAACAGAACUAAGUCUGCGAUAUGUCGAUGAACUUAAUCUUCCAAAUGACUUUAAAAAGUAUAUUGAAAGGCUGAUAAUGUUUUCACAACCAAAAAUGGAAUUCGAAACCACUCAUAUUCCAAAUUAUGAAAGUCGUGCGAUGGCUUUCAUAAUCUUCCUAUUAAAACUUCUUUUUGGCAUUGAUGGAUAUCGAGAAAAAGAAAUAUCAAAUGCUGCACUUAAAAUAAAUAAAAAAUUGCAACAAAAAGAGUGUCAGAAAAGUCUUUUCGUGUAUGAAAGUUGGAGAGAAUUUAUUGAAUAUCGACAAGUGGUUUUAGAAAAAUUUUAUCAUCCAACGUUAUUGUCUCGUGGAAGUAGAAAUGAAAAACCUUAUGAAGACUACAACGCUAUGCUUCAAUCAUUAAAUAUUCAAUCUAAACACACGGAAUCAACAGCAAUAUCUUCAAAAAUGGAUUUAAAUAGAAGAAAACCAAAAAUGAAUGCACAGGAAAUAAUCGCAAAUCUUAUAAAAAAUCGAAAAAGUUUCGAUCCAAAAGGCAAAAUUCAAUUUCCAAUGUCAUUGACUCCUUUUCAAGAUAACAUAAAACAAAUUUUGUCGAAUGAUAUCGAAUGUGACUUUGAUGUGAACAAGGAAGUUAUAACUUUAGACUUUAGCCUAAAUUCGUGUGAUUUUUAUUUGAAACCUGAAGCUUUAUUAGAAAUUAUGAAAGAAUAUUCAAUAAAUUUGAAUAUCAAAAAAGCGACAUUUCCAAAGUCUUUUAUUUUCUUCAAACAUAAAAUUCGUAAUUUUCCUGCAAGCGAUAGAAACACUCGCAUUUUAGAGUUUGACAAUGGAUCAAUUGAUAAAUGGCGAAAAAGCUUCAAGGAAAGGAAAAGAAAUGAAGAAGAAGAAAAUAUAGAGAAAAGCCAAAAAUAUCAUACGAAGAGGUUGAAUGAAGUUUUAAGAGACCGAAGUUUCUUGAAGGAAACAACAACAGCAAACAAACUGACAGACGAUAAAGUCAAAUCUCAUAUUUUAGACAUUUUAGUUGCAAGUUCUUCAUCUGAAAGUGAAGAUGAUUCGCCAGACAAUGACGAAAUUAUUUUCAAUAAGGAAAAAUCUUUCAAUUCAUCUGAGAUGGAUUUGUCUUUUGUGGUUCCAGAUUUCAAUAUGUGGGAGCAUAUAAUUCCGGUCCAAGAAUGUUGCGGAGGCCUCGACAAAGCUUAUGGAAAACACAUGGAAAAGCUUCCUGAAAGCUUCCUUUGGUUGCUCAAUCACUGCGCAAAUUAUAUUCAACAUCAUCCAAUGUCACUUUAUACUCAAGUUUUAUGUGUCGAAAGUCAUUUUAUGAAAAUCUUUUCCUGUGAUGAAACGUCAAUUUCCGUGAAAAAGUUUUUGGUAAAAACUUUUCCGAUUUUCUCUUGGCUGAUAACUUAUAAAAAAGAUAAAUUCAUCGGUGACUUUAUAAGUGGCAUCAGUGUUGCAAUGUUUCAUUUACCUGGAAUGGGUCACGCUUUACUUGCAAAUUUACCGCCAGUUGUUGGAAUCUACAUGGCAUUCUUUCCUGUUCUUAUUUAUACAAUUUUUGGGUCUUCUCGUCACAAUUCAAUGGGAACAUUUGCAGUACUUGCGAUCAUGAUAGAAAAAUGUGUCAAUCAACAUUCUAGACCAAUUGAACGUGAUUUAUUCGUGAAUGGCACAAGUGAAAAUGAUUUUAAUGAUAGUUUUGAACAUGAUUACACUCCACUUGAAGUCGCCACUCUUGUUACAUUCAUUGUUGGAUGUAUACAGCUCAUCAUGUAUUGCCUUCGCCUUGGAAUUUUAUCAUUUUUAUUAUCUGCAAGUCUCGUGAGCGGACUUACAUGUGGUGCUGCAUUUCAUAUCUUAACGGCUCAAGUUAAAGACCUUAUUGGAGUUAGAAUACCUCCAGUUGGUGCUACUUUCAAAAUAAUAAAAACUUAUAUCGAGAUUUUUCGCUCAAUUGAUAACGUCAAUUAUGUUACUUUUGUUAUUUCAAUAACAACAAUAUUGAUUAUGAUGUUCAAUAAUGAAUAUCUGAAACCACGAGUUGCGAGAAAAACCAAAUUCCCCAUUCCAAUGGAACUUUUAGUCAUUUUAUGUGGAACUUUGAUUUCAACAUUUUUCGAAUUAGAAAAAAAUUUUGAAGUCAUUCCUGUUGGUUUCAUCCCCAAUGGACUGCCAGCACCAAUCAUUCCAAAGUUUGGGAUAUGGAAAGAGUUGCUUGUAGACUCAUUUGCAAUUGCUGUUGUAUCUUAUUCAGUUAGUGUUUCAAUGGCUAUAAUGUUUAGCCAAAAAAUGAAUUAUGAGGUUGACUUCAAUCAAGAACUUCUCGCCAUGGGAUCUGCGAAUAUUAUGGGAUCUUUCUUUUCAUGCUUUCCAAUAUCAGCAGCUCUUGCUCGAUCAUUGAUUCAACAAUCUUUAGGAGGUAAGACGCAGUUAGCUUCAUUGGUGUCAUGUCUGACGAUAUUAUGCGUAUUGCUUUGGAUUGGAUCGUUUUUUACUGUUCUUCCGAGGAGUAUUCUUGCUGCAGUGAUUUGUGUCGCACUUAAAGGCCUUUUAAUGAAAAUUGGUGACUUUUUCCGAUUUCAAAAGAAAAGUAAGCUUGAUGGUUUCGUCUGGGCAGCAACGUUUUUAACAGUUGUGAUUGUGGCUAUUGAUAUUGGUUUGUUAGUUGGAAUAGUAUUAAAUUUAUUAACUUUGAUCUACACAAGCCUUAAGCCUGAUGUAUGCAUUCUUGGUAAAACUUUCAACGGUGAAUAUUUCUUAGACGUCGAUAAGUUUGAGAACGUUCAUGAAAUACCUAAAACUAAAAUAUUUCACUAUGGUGGAGCUAUAAACUUUGCAACGAAAUCAUUUUUCAGGACAUUGCUGUGUAAUAGAUUGGAAAUUAAUUUGAACAGAGAAUUGAAGCUAUUGGGGAAGAAUAAUAAUUCUGACAUGAAAACAUUCAAUCAUUUAAUACUCAACUUCAGUGCUUUAACUUAUAUUGACUCAGUGUCGAUAACUGCACUUUCAACUUUAAUAUCAGAUUUUAAUAAAUUAAAUGUUAAGGGUCAAAAUCAAUCAUCUGGAAGCGGAGGCGAUAAAAAGGAUGACAAAGACAAGAAGAAAAAAUAUGAACCACCAAUCCCAACCCGUGUUGGAAAGAAGAAGCGCAAACAAAAGGGUCCUGACGCAGCUUUAAAACUUCCUCAAGUUACUCCCCAUACUCGUUGUCGUCUUAAGCUUUUAAAAUUGGAGAGAAUAAAGGAUUAUUUAUUAAUGGAAGAAGAAUUCAUUCGUAAUCAAGAGCGUUUGAAGCCUCAAGAAGAAAAAAAUGAAGAAGAACGCUCAAAAGUUGAUGAUCUCAGAGGAACUCCAAUGUCAGUUGGUAACCUGGAAGAGAUUAUUGACGACAAUCACGCAAUUGUGUCAACAUCAGUUGGGAGUGAACAUUACGUCAGCAUUCUAUCAUUUGUUGACAAAGAUCAAUUAGAGCCUGGAUGUUCAGUUCUUCUUAAUCACAAAGUUCAUGCUGUUGUUGGCGUGUUGGGUGAUGACACAGAUCCGAUGGUGACAGUAAUGAAACUUGAAAAAGCUCCUCAAGAGACUUAUGCUGAUAUUGGAGGAUUGGACACUCAAAUUCAGGAAAUUAAAGAGUCUGUUGAACUUCCCUUAACCCAUCCAGAAUACUACGAAGAAAUGGGAAUUAAGCCACCUAAAGGAGUUAUUUUAUAUGGUGCACCUGGUACUGGCAAAACACUUCUUGCAAAAGCCGUAGCUAAUCAAACUUCUGCAACUUUCUUACGUGUAGUCGGAUCAGAGUUGAUCCAGAAAUAUUUGGGUGAUGGACCGAAAUUGGUUCGUGAACUGUUUCGAGUUGCUGAAGAACAUGCGCCAUCGAUUGUCUUCAUUGAUGAAAUUGAUGCUGUCGGAACAAAACGUUAUGAUUCUAAUUCUGGUGGCGAGCGUGAAAUUCAACGUACUAUGUUGGAAUUGUUGAAUCAAUUGGAUGGUUUUGAUUCUCGUGGUGAUGUUAAAGUUAUCAUGGCUACAAACAGAAUUGAAACUCUUGAUCCAGCUUUAAUUCGUCCUGGUCGUAUUGAUCGUAAAAUUGAAUUUCCACUUCCGGAUGAGAAGACGAAGCGUCGUAUCUUUAAUAUUCACACUUCAAAAAUGACUCUUUCAACUGAUGUGAAUCUUUCAGAACUUAUUAUGGCAAAGGAUGAUCUAUCUGGAGCUGAUAUUAAAGCGAUAUGCACAGAAGCUGGUUUAAUGGCUUUACGCGAACGUCGUAUGAAAGUCACGAAUGAAGAUUUUAAGAAAUCAAAGGAAAGUGUUUUGUAUCGUAAAAAAGAAGGAACGCCUGAAGGUCUCUAUUUAAUUUUAGUGGAGAAAAGAAAAUUUAAAAUGUCGGAGGAAGCUGUUAAUGAGUGUACAACACAAAUGAUUGCAUUAGCUAAAACCAAAGCAUCAGGAAUAUCAAAUGAUGACAUAAAAUCCAAUCUGGUUCAUAUUAAUCCUGAAGUUCGAUUGAUGGCACUAAACAAACUGAUCCAGCAAGAGAUUCUUGAGAUCCUAAAGAAAGGUGAAACGUUGAUUUAUCGUCUGAAGGAUCCUGCAAAGAAGUCAAGUGCGCCAAGUGAUAUGGAUAAUGAGGAACGUAUUAUUUAUAAUAUAAUUGAGGAAGGUGCAAACACUGGCAUUUGGAUUAGAGACAUUCGAGUGAAAUCAAAUCUUAUCAUGACACAACUGAAUAAAAUCUUAAAGAAUCUUGAAAAUAGAAAGCUCAUAAAAGCUGUAAAGUCUGUGAAUGCCAGUAAAAAGAAAGUUUAUAUGCUUUACAAUCUCGAACCUGAUAGAUCAGUUACUGGUGGUGCAUGGUAUCAAGAUUCCGAUUUUGAAGCUGAAUUUGUGGACGUUCUCAAUCAACAAUGUCUGAGAUUCCUUCAAAUGAAACGAGAGAACGCAAAGAAACAAAGUGGAGGACCAAUUGCUGUUGAAAUGAAAAUGCUUUGCACGGUGUCUGAAGUUCACAAAUUCAUCAGUGAACUAGGAAUUAGUAAAAUUAAACUUGACGAAGAAGAUCUUGAAACGAUUCUUAAGACAGUUGUUUAUGAUGGAAAAGCUCAACGUGUGCUUCAAGUUGAUGGCUCCUAUUUAUAUAAAGCAGUUGAAUCUUUACUUCCUCCAGUUGGACUGGUGCAAUCUCCAUGUGGAAUUUGUCCUGUGAUUAAGAACUGCAGCGAUGUUGGAAGCAUCACUCCUAAAACAUGUGCUUAUAUGACUGAAUGGCUGGAAUAAAAUUCGACAUUUUUCCAG